This is a messenger RNA of Rosa rugosa (rugosa rose), 745 nucleotides long. Its product is annotated as enhancer of rudimentary homolog. Bases 153 to 461 code for a protein of 102 amino acids. The record is from RefSeq and is a predicted model, not a curated record. The transcript has 4 exons. NCBI's taxonomy places the organism in Eukaryota, Viridiplantae, Streptophyta, Magnoliopsida, Rosales, Rosaceae.
UUGCCCUCAACAUUGACGUGGCUCUAAUCCAGUGGCCUCUCAAGUCUUCUUCUUGGUCGCGUCGUUGCUACGAAAUAUUGUGCGAGCUUUUCAAAACUCUUCACUGUCAGCUCUCAGCUCUCUGCUCUCUGCUCUCUCUCUCUCUCACAAACAUGGCUAACAAGCACACCAUCAUUCUUAUGCAAACUUCACAGAACAAGGCAACGAGAACUUUUAUGGAUUAUGGUUCAAUAAGUCAAGCAAUGGAUGGUAUAUGUGGACUAUAUGAGAGGAAGCUCAGGGAGUUAAAUCCAGCAAUUAGAAAUAUCUCUUAUGACAUCGGAGAUCUCUACAAUUUUAUUGAUGGCCUUGCUGACAUGAGUGCUUUGGUUUAUGACCACUCAAUGCAGGCUUAUCUGCCAUAUGACCGACAAUGGAUUAAACAGCGGACACUCCGACAUCUACAGAAACUGGCACAUUAAAAGCUUGGUUGGGUAAUGAUUGCCGGAAGAGUAUUUUAUAAAAGGAGUACCUAUUGAAGUGUAUAAUUUGAGACAUCUGGGCUUUGCAGCUGGUCUGUGUUUAGUGUUGUACGGUUUCCCUUUCUGCACAUAUCUUUAAAUUAUCUGUCACUUAAAAGCAACUUUUGUUGCCUGGCUUUCUGUACUCGUUGUUUCAAAUGCUUGAUGUUGUGACAUUGGAUUUUGUAUUCUCUAACUUUGUACUUCAUUGUGUUAUAAUAUGAGAAAGAGUUUGCCACUGUUAA